Messenger RNA from Musa acuminata subsp. malaccensis (wild Malaysian banana), 912 nucleotides. Its product is annotated as chaperone protein dnaJ 6. The record is from RefSeq and is a predicted model, not a curated record. NCBI's taxonomy places the organism in Eukaryota, Viridiplantae, Streptophyta, Magnoliopsida, Zingiberales, Musaceae.
CCCCGCAACCUUAGCCUCACAUUGCCCUUUAAAGAAAUCCAAACCCCGCCUCAGAUAUUUUCGCGCACCCCGCCCCCGAUCUCCCUCCUGUAAGCCACAUUAAUGCUAUAGUGGUGAUCGAUCUCCGUCCAUGGACGCUUCCGGGCCCGGAUCCGACGGCUCCUGCUACUACUCCCUCCUCGGGAUCCGCCGCAACGCCUCCGCCUCGGACAUCCGCUCCGCCUACCGCUGCCUUGCCCUGAAGUGGCACCCGGAUCGGUGGGCCAAGGAGCCGGCGGCGGCGUCGGGGGAGGCGAAGCGGCGGUUCCAGCGGAUCCAGGAAGCCUACUCCGUGCUCUCGGAUAAGGGCAAGCGCGCCAUGUACGACGCCGGCUUCUACGACCCCCUCGACGACGACGGCGACCAGGAUUUUUCUGAUUUCAUGCAAGAGAUGCUGGCGAUGAUGGACGGGGUGAAAUCGGAGAAGCCGGACACGUUGGAGGACCUGCAGCGUAUGCUGGCGGAGAUCGUGGACGGCGAUUCGGGGAGCAGCGGCAGCGGGGGCCACGCGAACGGCCGUCGGGUGCCGUCCGAUUCAUCUAGGAGGAGCCGCAGCGGCCCGAUACGCAGUUGGUAGACGAUGACCGCCAAUUGCACGCACGCUUCUUCCUUGUGCGUAGCUGCUUUAGAGGUUCCACACCAUGAGGUGGUCCAGAUCUGCAACUGGCAUAGGAAUCGGUGGCUGUGGAAUCGGGGAAUCGUUUGAUGUGGGGAGCAGAUCUGAAGAUAUUUAUUCUUAUUCGCAUGGGUCAUUUUAACGAAUGUCAUCUUGACAGACACAAUAGUUUUAUUUGAUUCUUCGCUCUUCGUUGUGGUGAUCGAAGAAUCUAAAUAACUCUUUUGGGGUGAGAAAGUGAGUUUAACAUCGUUUCA